UAUGUAAUUUUCUGAAUUUUAGUGGCAUGGGGUGAGGAAUUCUUGAAUGAAUCUUUGAUAUCUCCACAUUUCCCAGCUGCACACAGUCACCUGUCAAAGGGCAAUGGCUAGUGUAAGGAGCAAUGUUCUCCUUUCUGCGUCUCUAGAGGCAUUCCCAGCUCUAGUCACAUGGAGGCUACAAAGAUAGAAGUAUCUGCCUGUAUUAAUGUCCCCUUUUGUCCCUGCCUCCCUGACUGAACCCUAACUUUGCCUUUGACUGCCUAGGUGAUCCACCGCCUGCCCAUGCCCAACCUCAAAGACGAGCUGCAUUCCUCAGGCUGGAGCGCUGGCUGCGUCUGCUUUGACAAUAUCACAACAAAAAGGAACAAGCUGAUUCUCCCCUGUUUGAUUUCUUCCCGUAUUUACGUGGUGGAUGUGGGUUCACAGUGCCGGGCUCCCAAGCUCUGUAAGAUGAUUGAGCCAGUGGAUGUCUUCUGGAAGUGCAACAAGGGAUACCUCAGUGUACCUCAUAGCCUGCCUAAUGGUGAUAUACUGAUUGCCAACAUGGGAGAUCCAGCUGGCAAUGGAAAAGGAGGAUUUAUUGUGCUGGAUGGAGAGACCUUUGAGCUGAAAGGUAACUGGGAAAACGAGUGCGAGGCCCCCCCAACUGGCUAUGACUUCUGGUACCAGCCCCGCCACAACGUUCUCAUCAGCUCUGCCGGACUGGUUCCAAAACGUGCGGGGCGUGGAUUUAAUCCUGAUGAUUUGAAGAAAGGGGUCUUUGGGCGCCGCCUGAACGUGUGGAACUUGUCCUGCCGCACCCUGACCCAGUGCUUUGACCUGGGGGAGGACUCGUUGCCCUUGAGCGUUAAGUUCCUCCACAACCCCGAUGCUGCUGAGGGCUAUGUCAGCUGUGCCCUGAGUGGCAUCAUCUACCGCUUCUACAAGGCUUGUUGUGAGGCAAAUACCUGGUCAGUAGAGGAGGCGAUUCAGAUACCAGCCAAGGAGGUGUCGGGAUGGAUUCUCUGCAAGAUGCCAGCUUUCACAGCCGACAUGGUCAUCUCCUUGGAUGACAAAUACCUGUAUCUCAGCAACUGGCUGCACGGAGACAUCCGCCAGUAUGACAUCUCCAAAACCUGCAAGCCCAGGCUGGUGGGACAGGUGUUUGUGGGAGGCAGCAUCCUCAGAGGCGGGCCCGUGACUGUGUGUAGAGAUGAAGAGCUGAAGUGCCAGCCGGAGCCCUUGGUGAUCAAGUGCAAGAGGGUGUACGGUGGCCCUUGUAAGAUGCAGCUCAGCUUGGAUGGCAAGAGGCUGUACGUCACCAACUCCUUCUACAGCACGUGGGACAAGCAGUUCUACCCGAACGUGGUCAGGGAAGGCUCUGUCAUGCUGCAGAUUGAUGUGGACACUGAGAAAGGAGGCCUGACGGUGAACAAGAACUUCCUGGUGGAUUUCGGAAAGGAACCCAAUGGGCCUUGCCUUGCCCAUUCUAUCCGCUUCCCUUGUGGAGAUUCCACCUCCGACAUCUUGGCCUAGACGCCAUUGCCUAGACUCCCUUCUUCUCUCUAGUCUUCGGUGCAGCUGUUAAAACAGAGUGUAGGGUAAUUGGGUCUGGGGGUCCCCAUUCAUUGCUGGAAUCUAGGUUUCUGCUAAUGUGAGCUACAGCUCAGCUGUCCUGUUGGAGGCUUUGGUUCGGGCACACCAGUGGUGAGCACAGACACAUGGCAUGGUAUUCACCUUGUGGCACCGUGUGUCUGCCUUUGGUUUCAGUGCAAAGAAACCCCUGGGCACGCUUCACAGAGCAGGGUUAAGGGUGCUUGCUACUUAUCGUGUAGAGAUUUGCAGUAUGCACAGCACCAUUUCACAGAUGUCUGCAUACCCACCGUGCUGUUUGUCAUUGCUGAGGACCUGUUGGGCACCUUUCUUGCUGGCCCUAGCCUGAUAGCAAUUGCUGUGGCGUAGCAGGGCCUGGUGGGAAGUUGUUGAACUCUGUUAUGAUUCAGAGCUCAUUCACACUUGGAAAUGAAGGGCAAAGAAGGCAAACCAUCCAUUUUGUCCAAAUUGCUGUUCUUCAUCCAGGUCAUUCCUGGACAGUCUUUCCCUGGUGCAAGAGCACUUGAGGCUUGCUUGUGGCAUGCUUGGGUCAGUAUUGUAUUACAGCCAAAGGAGCGAGUAGUGCUUUAAUCUGAAAAGAGGUGCCUGAUUCCUGACACUGGUUUGCUCUUGUGUUCUGCUUUAAACACAAAUAAAAUUGUUCUUUGCAUCACCUA
Molecule: messenger RNA, 2249 nt
Organism: Anas platyrhynchos (mallard)
Lineage: Eukaryota; Metazoa; Chordata; Aves; Anseriformes; Anatidae
Product: methanethiol oxidase-like
Molecular function (GO): selenium binding
Source: RefSeq, a predicted model, not a curated record